Neomonachus schauinslandi (Hawaiian monk seal) is the source of this 949-nucleotide messenger RNA. It is a transcript of the gene DPY30, whose product is annotated as dpy-30 histone methyltransferase complex regulatory subunit. The transcript has 5 exons. NCBI's taxonomy places the organism in Eukaryota, Metazoa, Chordata, Mammalia, Carnivora, Phocidae. Bases 379 to 678 code for a protein of 99 amino acids. The record is from RefSeq and is a predicted model, not a curated record. Gene Ontology annotation, cellular component: Set1C/COMPASS complex.
UUGAAUUUUAAAGCUAUGAUGCUGUAGAGGCAGAAGAAGAGGCAGUUAAUACAGAAUUUGAAACGAAUGCCCUAGAAUAGCAGUCCAGAUUCUCAGAGGGUAUAUUCAAUCAUCACUCUAAGUACUUGGUUAUAGAAAUAUAGUAUUACAUUUCUAUAUUUAUGGUGGGCAGGGCAUUGUUACUCUAGCAUUCAUGAAAAAUAGGGUAAUGGGAACUGGUAGCACCAGGUGAAUGUUGGGGCACGUAAACGGAGUUGUCUGUUUUCAAGAGUGGUUUCUACCAACUGCAGUGGUUUCAGAAAGCCUUCUUUAUCCUUAAGAUCCUCCUCUCCACCUUGUCAGACUGGUUUCCGGGGAUUGUGACUUGCAGGGUCCGCCAUGGAGCCAGAGCAGAUGCUGGAGGGACAGACGCAGGUUGCAGAAAACCCUCACUCUGAGUACGGUCUUACAGACAAUGUCGAGAGGAUAGUAGACAAUGAGAAGAUGAAUGCAGAAAAGUCAUCAAAACAGAAAGUGGAUCUCCAGUCUUUGCCAACUCGUGCCUACCUGGAUCAGACAGUUGUGCCUAUUUUAUUACAGGGACUUGCUGUGCUUGCAAAAGAAAGACCACCAAAUCCCAUUGAAUUUCUAGCAUCAUAUCUUUUAAAAAACAAGGCACAGUUUGAAGAUCGAAACUGACUUAUUGGGAAGAACAGAAAAAUUUGGUUUCUACUGUAGAUUUACAUGAUUAAGAGGCAGCUUUAAUUGCCAUGAUUUUCCCCCCUUUUUGGAAGUAUAAGAACCUUCAGGACAACAGAACUUAUUUCCGGAAUUACAGAAGAAAACAUAUAUCCCUUAUUUUGAUUUAAUCACCAUACUUAUUUAAUGAGUGUAUUCUGUGCAAUUUUUUCUCAGAUUGUCUUUAACUUUGUUUUUAAAAUGACCUUCAAAAUAAACUGUUAAAGCGUCA